UCGCUCUCCCACGGCUUUCUACGGCUUUCGGGAAAUAAAAAAUGCCAUCAUGCAACCACUUUGCUUGCGCCGCACGUCAAGAAUAACUCUUACUGCAAGAUAACGUCGUCAAUCACACGUCGUCGCGCUUUGCCAGCCCCGUUGUCCACUCGCGUAGCGUGAUGGGGUUGCAUCCGCUCACCUGCAGACGGGCCUCGAGGGGCUGUGCAGCUGGACCAACUGCUCAAGCUUCAGCACGCUGAAUGAGAGGCUGAGUUUUUUAUUGACAUCAUCCACGAGCAAUCGAGUGACGGUAGGCGGGCCAUGGCUAAAAUGUAUAAAGGAAAUGUUCACCUUCAUUCUGUUUUGGAAAUUCAUCGGAUUGACUCCCCUCACCCAGAGCUUUUCUCCGGCUUGUCGUCCCAUUGAGAUAGUCAAUCUCAUCGGCCCACUGAGCAACUUCAACACCCGAGUCUCAACUCGCAUCCAAAAACACCUGCCAGAACUCAACGUGCCUCAGCAGCAAAGUCCUCUUCUCGAACCAACAUCAAAAAUGUCUUCCAGAUUCUCAACACUUGCUAGAAAUGGAUCGAGCGUAUCCUCUUCCUCUACAGGCUCCGCUGUCCCUUUCUCAAACAACCGCCCUCUCUCACGCUUCCGCGCCUAUAUGCUCCCAGCUUGGCUGUCGGAAAUAAGCCUUUACGAGCGAAUCGCCAUGGGUAUUUUCGAUCCCGGGGUAGCAGUUUUGACAAGAGAGCAGAUGGAGUUGCACAUUCAGCAUGCUCCAGAUGUGCGAGGAAUACUGGAGUGCUUGCCCGUGGCAAACAACGAGGGAGUGAUGUUUGUUGGGUGGAGGAAGAAGUUGCGCACCUGGCCUGUGUCCAAGUGAUGCCUGGACUUCAAGGUGGAUUCAAGCUGGAGAGGAGUUGUGCAUUGCACUCGUCAUUCGCUUGGUUAGCUGAAUAUCGGACACGAUCUGGGACACUCGACCAUUCUUUUGGUCCUGAAGCAUUGGUUGGGGACACGGAAAAGUUUGUUAAGUAUUGAGGUCUGGCUUGGUCUGGUCUUUUUUUCGACUUGGUGGCGUUACGAAUUUUGACGAAAGUUGAAUCUGGGUAGGAACAAAAGUUUAGAAGGCGUUGGGAGCAUUUGAUAUACUUGGGUUGCAGUUUUGGUUCAGUGGUGCUUUGGCGUUA
Messenger RNA from Hyaloscypha bicolor E, 1175 nucleotides. RefSeq lists its product as uncharacterized. The record is from RefSeq and is a predicted model, not a curated record. Bases 326 to 868 code for a protein of 180 amino acids. The transcript has 2 exons. Lineage: Eukaryota; Fungi; Ascomycota; Leotiomycetes; Helotiales; Hyaloscyphaceae.